AUGGAGGGGGCAGCAGCUCGUCGGGGACCGCCGGCACUUCCCGAGUCCCGGCCGGCUGCUGAUGCUCUCUUUCCUCCGCAGCUCGACGAGGCGUGGGGCCGAGCUGCGCCGCCGCCUAUGAGCCCGGAGGCUCCCCGAGACGGGGAGGACUUCGCCACCCCUGCCUCCGGUCAAGGCCAGGGCCGGGCACGGAGCGGGGCCGGGACACGUCCCGGCGGCGGUCCCUCGGACUCAUGCGGAGGCUCCGGCUCGUCCUGCCGCGCGGCUCGAGGCAGGCGCAGCCCGGGGAAUGUGGCCGCGGGGAGCCGAGGCCGGCGGGGCAACAGUUUGAAGGACUUCAUUGAUGACUCAGAUGAUUUCUUCCUGGACUUCCAAGUGAGAAAGGGCACAACAGAGAGCAGUGCAGUUGGCUGUCUACUAGUAUUUGAGUCUGCAGAAAGAGUAGCAACUUGUGAUCUCUCGAAUCCAGAUUCUCACUAUAGGAAGCAUUUCAAGAAGAAUAAAGAGGAGCUGGCCCAGAAGCUCUACGAUCUGUAUAACAACACCAUCUUUGAGCAGAAGUUACCAGAGAAAAUGGCAAUAAUCUGGAAUAAGAAAAUGAGGAAAACAGCAGGUUAUUGUGUAACUGGUCAGACCAAAAGUCCUGAAGCAAAGCGUUAUGCUCGCAUAGAACUCUCUGAAAGAGUCUGUGACUCUGCAGAUCGGCUUCGAGACACUCUGGUUCAUGAGGCUUGCCACGCAGCCAGCUGGCUGAUCAACGGUGUUCGUGAUGGCCACGGACCCUUCUGGAAAUUCUAUGCCCAUAAAUCAACUGUGAUUCAUCCUGAACUGCCAGCAGUAACACGAUGCCACAGCUAUGAGAUUAAUUACAAAUUCACCUAUCAAUGUGUUCUCUGCAAAGCUAUGACCGGACGUCAUUCCAAGUCUCUGGACACAGAGUGCUUCAUGUGUGCCUUCUGUGGGGGGCAGCUGCUCCUGAGUCAGCCCCCUCGGAAGGGUGACACUCCUGCUAGGACACCUCUGACACCCUUUGCCAAGUAUGUGAAAGAGAACUAUGGAUUGGCUAAAAGAGAGCAGCGUGGGCUGAGUCAUGGAGAGGUCAUGCGAAAGCUCAGUGCUGAUUUUGCUUUAAAAACGAAGCUUCAGGAUUCCCUCUGA
Molecule: messenger RNA, 1158 nt
Organism: Indicator indicator
Lineage: Eukaryota; Metazoa; Chordata; Aves; Piciformes; Indicatoridae
Gene: GCNA
Product: germ cell nuclear acidic peptidase
Exons: 7
Coding region: 1-1158 (385 amino acids)
Cellular component (GO): nucleus
Source: RefSeq, a predicted model, not a curated record